AGCUCCGCCAUGCAGACAUUGAACGCGGCAUUGAAGGUGGCCGACGCCGCGGCAGGGCAGAGCGGCUUCAUCGCUGGCUUCGCGUAUUAUGAGCUCUCGAGGCAAUCUGCAGAAAAUGCCCAGCGGGUCCCAUGGUAUCCCAUCUUGUUGUUGGGUGCUUUUACCUGCAGCGUAGUCUGCUCCGGUAUCACAGCCUGUUUGCAUUUGCAGACCGAUGAGUGUGAAUGUGAAGCCUUGGAAAGCUUUCAACGACGCAGGUCUUUUUUCGUAGUGAAGAUGGCAUACUGGUGCAAUCGGCUGGCUUUCUACCUCUACUGUGUCUCUAUGCCCUUGAUGGGCCCGGUCUACAAUCCUUCCCCCCCUCCAGCCAUCCCGGGUUUAAAGCACGUGGCGCUCGGAUACCACAUGCUGAUCGUUGGGGGCAUGGCAGCAAUUCUGGACAUAUUCUUUGCAGUCAGAGAGUGCGUCAUGAAACCAACAGUUCCGGCGGAUGAUGAUGAAGAGCUGAGCGAGCUUGAUGUGGAGGAGGUAAAUCAGAGCAUGGAUUCGAUGGGAAAUCGGGCCGUACUGAUGGUUGGUUUCAUCCAGCAUGCUAGCGCUCGCUUCAUCGGGUUGCAGCACGCUCCCGAUGGACACGAAUACGAGCUUUACCUGAACCAUGUGUUUCCCCUGAUGGUUUCUUUGGGCUGCGUGUGCUUGCAAGCAGUGGUCUAUAUCACCUUUAUGAGCACCACUCAACUCCGAACAGGCCCUGUGUCCAGAUCGACCACGCGCUGCCUUUUCGCGUUGUUCCGAAUCAGUGAUUUCCUCUUCAAACUCGGUGUCUUCGUGGUCUUGUCUGGCGCCAGCCUAACGGGCUGGGGCUGCUCCUGCCCCUGCGGCGCUGGUGCUGACUAUGGCACCGCCGUUGGACCCUGCGCUGCGUCGCUGGUGCCGGAUGGAGCCUGCUACACGCGGGUGGCAUAUGUGCCCAUGACUUGUUGCUUCGCCAGUAUCCUUGUCAUUGCCUUCUUCCUUUGCUGGAGCCGUUGUGCCGCCAGCCAUUCCAACGGCGAGGACGACGAAGACCGAGGCGAUCUGGCGGUGGCCUUGGAUUCCUUGGGAACGGUGGGGACCCUGGCGGCGGGCUUCGUGAUGUAUAACAUCACCACCUUCAACACGGA
Messenger RNA from Cladocopium goreaui, 1163 nucleotides. The record is from the annotation of a GenBank genome assembly. NCBI's taxonomy places the organism in Eukaryota, Dinophyceae, Suessiales, Symbiodiniaceae.